AUGGCUGUGGAUCUGGCUGUUGAAGGGUGUGUGAAGGAGAAGGAGGUGUGUGUAGAGCAGGAUUGGUGGUGGAGUUGUGCCGCCCGGUGUUCCACGUUACGUGUGGUACCUGCUGGGCUGAGUCUCCUCCCCGCGCUCCGGUCGGUUCCGUCGCGCUGCCGCAGCCCCGGCAGCACCGCGGCGUUCGCUGGACGCGUUGUUGGCGGAGCCGGCACCGACAAUCUUGACACGUCGAGGCGCUGCGGUGGGUUUGCCUGGAAAUUCCAAGUAACCCCAUGGCAGCCCUAUGGCUGCCCCACAGGUACCGCUACAGCAGCCCUGCUCCUGCCCCGCAAGAGCUCCAGACACGCCUCUGCAGAGCCCCCACAGCAGCCACUUCAGUGCCCCACAGCUAUCACCGCAGCCGCCGCAUCGCGCCCCACGGCCGCCGCUGCGGGACCCCUGGAGCCCCCGGCCCCACACCCGCCCCGCAGCCCCACAGCGCGCGGUCUGGCGGCCGCGGUGCCGGUGAAGCCACGUGCCGGCCGCGGCCGGAGGAGCCGCCGGUUUUCCCCCCCGCACCCCCCGAUCGCUGCUGCCGCGGCCGGAGGAGCCGCCGGUUUCCCGCCCACACAUCCCCCGAUCGCUGCUGCCGCGGCCGGAGGAGCCGCCGGUUUUCCCCCCCCCACACCCCGAUCGCUGCUGCCGCGGCCGGAGGAGCCGCCGGUUUCCCCCCCCACAUCCCCCGAUCGCUGCUGCCGCGGCCGGAGGAGCCGCCGGUUUUCCCCCCCCAUAUCCCCCGAUCGCUGCUGCCGCGGCCGGAGGAGCCGCCGGUUUCCCCCCCCACAUCCCCCGAUCGCUGCUGCCGCGGCCGGAGGAGCCGCCGGUUUCCCCCCCUCACACCCCCCGAUCGCUGCUGCUGCCGCGGCCGGAGGAGCCGCCGGUUUCCCCCCCACAUCCCCCGAUCGCUGCUGCUGCCGCGGCCGGAGGAGCCGCCGGUUUCCCCCCCACACACCCCCCGAUCGCUGCUGCUGCCGCGGCCGGAGGAGCCGCCGGUUUUCCGCCCAGCCCCGACUCUCCUCCUUCCUCCUCAAUCGCCGCUGCCUGCCGCCACGAUGUCUUCUCUUCCGCCAUCUUGUUUCCCCCUUCUGCGCUCAUUCGCUAUUUUAUACCGAGGGAGGGAGGAGGCGCUCGCUGAUUGGCUGACAGUGUCAGCCUCGGAAGUCGUCCAUUGGCUCAUCCCCACGAGGGGUUCUCCGAGGGGGUGGGAGAAAGGCGCUGAUUGGUCACCGUGUCGCUGAGGGGAGGAAGGCACUGAUUGGUCACUUUCCGCCGAAGUUCGCCCUCCCAGUAACAGGCGCUGAUUCGCUAGCGCCCCUGAGGUAGAAAAGGCGCUGAUUGGUCGGCGUUUUCUCGCCGACGUUAGCCCACAGCAACGAAGCGCUGAUUGGGCAGCGCGGCUGACGGGGCGGCUCGGCCAUUGGCAGGAGGGCGGGCGGGGGGCGGGACCGGGCGGGACAACGAGGUAAUAAAUGGGGCGGGGCAGAACGCGCGCAGGACCAGAAAAGCGGAGGCGGCAGCGGUAGCGCGAGCUCAUCGCCCGCCCCCCCGCGGCGGGAAACCGGAGAACGGCAGGAACGGCGGCCGGAAUCAGUUAACGGGGUGGGUAAGGGCGGUAAUUAUCGUGCGGGUGUUAAUUGGGGCUCGGCGGGUUAAUGAGUGACCGGCGGGCUGGGGUGUAUCUGGGGGUUUUGAUCGGAACUGGGGUUUUAAAGCCGCGGGUUUGGGGGGGGGGGGGGGGGGCGGGGGCGAUUAAGGCUCCCGGAGCCGCUUUAGCGGCUUAAAUCUUUGUGUUGAACGCGGGAGGAGCCGGUUCGGGGCUUUUCUCAGCAAUCGGGGCUGGUUUGGGUCCAAUUCGGCUUUUAAAAGAUGUUUUUACGUAAUUUUUGGGUGCCGAUUUGUGCCAGAAGGCGCCUUUGAAAUCUGUUUAUUGAGGGUUUAUCAGGAGAAUUAAAGUUUAAAGCUCGGGGAGAUUUGGGGCUUUUCCCCGGGAUUUUGAGUCCAAAUCGUUUUUUUUAGAGCCCUUAUUUAUUUAAAUUGUUAUGUUUAAAGGGUUUAUUUGAGGUUUUAUUUGGAACAUUUUGGGCGGGUUUGAGGCUCCUAAGAUUUAAUUGUUGGUUUAUUAUUUGAUUUAUUAUUUCACUGCGGUUCGGGGCUCCUGAAGACGCUGAGUUGUUUCAAUUAUUUAGCGCUGUGAGGAGCCGUUUUGGGGCCGUUGGGGUCUAAAUCGGCUUUUUAAAAGGUUUAUUUAACGCGUUUAAAGUUUGAGGGGCCGAUUUGCGACUUUAAAGCUUUUUGAAUCUACUUAUUGAUAAGAAUUUAUACAAUAGAUUAAUAUUUAAAGCCCGGGGGGAGAUUUGGGGCUGUUUCCCAGGAUUGCGAGUCCAAAUGUGUUUUUUUCUGUUAACCGCUUAUUAAUUUAAAUUAUUAUAUUUAAACGGGGCUUUUUGAGGUUUUAUGAGGGUUUUUUUGAGCAUUUUGGGCGGUUCUGAGGCUCCUAAAGCCGCUUAAUUGUUUAAAUUAUUAAUUGUUAAAAUAAUGUAAGUAGUUGUUGAAAUAAGUGUGUAAGUUAUUGUAUUUAAAGCCGGGAGGGGCAUUUCGUUGCUUUUUGGGGGGUUUUAGGGCUGAAUUCACUUCAUUGAACGUGUCUAGAGCUGGGGGUCCCAGAUCUGGUGCUGAUUUGGCCCCAAAAAAAGCUUUAAAAUCUAUUUAUUUAUAUAAUUUACUGAAUUAAUAUUUAAGCGGGAACAUGUUCGGCUUUUUUAACCCGCCGCCAUUUUGUCUCCCCCGUCCCGCUCUCCCUCACGCUGAGGGGGCCGAGGAGACGCUCGCUGAUUGGCCGGUGCCGUCUGGCGGGAAAGCCUCCCCCGGCUCAGCCCCGCUCGGCUGUCUCCGAGGGAGAGAAAGGCGCUGAUUGGUCGCUGCCUCUGAGGAGAGAAAGGCGCUGAUUGGUCGCCGCCUCCCUAAACCCACCUCCUGCGCAGAGAACAGCGACGGCAGCCUGGCCACGCCCCCUCCGGCUGAUCGCGCCCCCCGCUCCGGCUGACCGCGCGUGCCCCCCCCCCCCCCGCAACUCGGCUGACCGCGUGCCCCCCCCAACUCCGGCUGACUGUGCCCCCCUGCCCCCCGGCUGAUCCCGUGCCCCCCCCACUGCACUCCUGCUGACUGUGCGCCCCCCCCCACCUCCUCCGGCUGGCCACAUCUCCACUGCACACCAUGGCGGGGAUGGGGCGGGGGGGGAUCACAAGGGUCUAUGGGGCGGUGUGGGGGUCAGGGCGGCUGUGGGGUCAAUGGGGUUGUUGUGGGGUGAAACACCCCUGAAGAGGCUGAACCCCCUACAGGUGAGUGACCCACACAGUGCCCCACAGUGCCCCAUAGCACCUCCAUUCUGCCCUACGGAUCCACAACACUGCCCCACAGCACCCUAUAGCUCCUGCUUGCUAUCCCACAGCACCCCAUGGCUUCUCCACUCUGCCCCAUAUGUCUACAGCAGUGCCACAGAGUACCUCAUAUGUCUUCCACUCUGCCCCAUGGGUGCAGAGUGCUGCCCUACAGCACCCUAUAGCUCCUGUACUCUGCCCCACAGAUCCACAGUGCUGUCCCACAGCACCCUAUAGCUCAUUUGGCCUAUAGACCCACUGUACUGCCCUACAAUGCCCCAUGGCUCCUACACUCUGCCCCAUAGACCCACAACACUGCCUCACAACACCCCAUUGCUCCUGCACUCUGCCCCAUGGAUGCCCAGUACUGCCCCACAGCACCAUAUAGGUCCUGUACUCUGCCCCAUAUAUCCACAGGAGUGCCCUGCAGCACCCCAUGGCUCCUGCACUCUGCCCCAUGGAUGCCCAGUACUGCCCAACAGCACCAUAUAGGUCCUGUACUCUGCCCCAUACAUCCACAGGAGUGCCCCCCAGCACCCUAUGGCUCCUGCAUUCUGACCCAUGGAUGCCCAGUACUGCCCCACAGCACCAUAUAGGUCCUGUACUCUGCCCCAUACAUCCACAGGAGUGCCCCCCAGCACCCCAUGGCUCCUGCACUCUGCCCCAUGGAUGCCCAGUACUGCCCCACAGCACCGUAUAGCUCCUCUACUCUGCCCCAUACAUCCACAGGAGUGCCCCCCAGCACCCCAUAGUGACUCUACUCUUCCCCAUAGACCCACAGUGCUGCCGCACAGGACUCUACUCUGCCCCUUAGACCCAGAGAGCUGCCCCACAGCAGCCUGUAGGUGCUGCGUUCUGCCCCAUUGGUGCAAAGUGCUGCCCCACAGCGCCCCACACCUCUGUCCACCUGACCACCCUUCCCUCUUGACUGCGCCUGCACUGCCCACUAUGGGUGGGUCACAAGGGUCUAUGGGGCGGUGUGGGGGUCAGGGGGGCUGUGGGGUCAAUGGGGUUGUUGUGGGGUGAAACACCCCUGAAGAGGCUGAACCCCCUACAGGUGAGUGACCCACACAGUGCCCCACAGUGCCCCAUAGCACCUCCAUUCUGCCCUACGGAUCCACAACACUGCCCCACAGCACCCUAUAGCUCCUGCUUGCUAUCCCACAGCACCCCAUGGCUUCUCCACUCUGCCCCAUAUGUCUACAGCAGUGCCACAGAGUACCUCAUAUGUCUUCCACUCUGCCCCAUGGGUGCAGAGUGCUGCCCUACAGCACCCUAUAGCUCCUGUACUCUGCCCCACAGAUCCACAGUGCUGUCCCAUAGCACCCUAUAGCUCAUCUGGCCUAUAGACCCACUGUACUGCCCUACAAUGCCCCAUGGCUCCUACACUCUGCCCCAUAGACCCACAACACUGCCUCACAACACCCCAUUGCUCCUGCACUCUGCCCCAUGGAUGCCCAGUACUGCCCCACAGCACCAUAUAGGUCCUGUACUCUGCCCCAUAUAUCCACAGGAGUGCCCUGCAGCACCCCAUGGCUCCUGCACUCUGCCCCAUGGAUGCCCAGUACUGCCCAACAGCACCAUAUAGGUCCUGUACUCUGCCCCAUACAUCCACAGGAGUGCCCCCCAGCACCCUAUGGCUCCUGCAUUCUGACCCAUGGAUGCCCAGUACUGCCCCACAGCACCAUAUAGGUCCUGUACUCUGCCCCAUACAUCCACAGGAGUGCCCCCCAGCACCCCAUGGCUCCUGCACUCUGCCCCAUGGAUGCCCAGUACUGCCCCACAGCACCAUAUAGGUCCUGUACUCUGCCCCAUACGUCCACAGGAGUGCCCCCCAGCACCCCAUGGCUCCUGCACUCUGCCCCAUGGAUGCCCAGUACUGCCCAACAGCACCAUAUAGGUCCUGUACUCUGCCCCAUACAUCCACAGGAGUGCCCCCCAGCACCCCAUGGCUCCUGCACUCUGCCCCAUGGAUGCCCAGUACUGCCCCACAGCACCGUAUAGCUCCUCUACUCUGCCCCAUACAUCCACAGGAGUGCCCCCCAGCACCCCAUAGUGACUCUACUCUUCCCCAUAGACCCACAGUGCUGCCGCACAGGACUCUACUCUGCCCCUUAGACCCAGAGAGCUGCCCCACAGCAGCCUGUAGGUGCUGUGUUCUGCCCCAUUGGUGCAAAGUGCUGCCCCACAGCGCCCCACACCUCUGUCCACCUGACCACCCUUCCCUCCUGACUGCGCCUGCACUGCCCACUAUGGGUGGGUCACAAGGGUCUAUGGGGUGGUGUGGGGGUCAGGGCGGCUGUGGGGUCAAUGGGGUUGUUGUGGUGUGAAACACCCCUGAAGAGGCUGAACCCCCUACAGGUGAGUGACCCACACAGAGACCCACAGCAGCCCAUAGCCCCUCUGCCCUAUAGAGUCACUGCACCCCAUAGCUGCUUUUACUCUGCCUCAUAAAUGGACAGCAGUGCUCCACAGCACCCUAAGUCUCCACUGUGCCCCAUAGACACACAGUGCUGUCCCACAGCACCCCAUAUCUUGUUCACUCUGCCCUAUAGACCCACAGUGUAACCCUACAGCACCCCAUAGUUCCUCUGCCCUAUAGAUUAACAGCACUGUCCCAGAAAACACCAUAGCUUCUUCCCACUAGCCCAUAGGCCAGCAAUUCUGCCCUACAGCGCACUAGCUCCUGCACCCUAUCCCAUAGACCCACAGCAGUGGCCCACAGAUCCAGUCUGCCCUAUACAGCCACAGCACUGCUCUGCAGCACCAUAUACUUCCAGCACUCUGCCCCAUUGAUAUGUAGCACCCCACAGCUGCUGCAUUCCACCCAUAGAUCGACGUUCCUGGGUCCCCUCACCCCACCAGCUGUCCUGGGUUGCGAUGCUGCACGGGGCCCUGUGCACAACAAAAUGAGGACAGCAUGGCUGCUGGGCGCCACCCUGCUUGGAAUCCGAGAUGGCUGGGGGGGGAGGGCUGGCAGCCAUGCUGGCACUGCCGGAGGGGCUGUUGGUCUGCGCCGUGCUCAGGCGGCAGCUCCCGGCUGUAUCGGCUGCUCCUGUGGCCCUGCACCCUGCCCAUGGGAACAAGGUGGCUGCCCUGAUGGGCGUGGCCAUCUGGGCUGCUGUGUCCCUGCUGGUGGGCGGGGCCAUGGCUGUCAUGGCUGCCAAGCCUGUGCUGGAAGGGUGGGGCUGAGGUGGGCGGUGCCUGCCUAGGGUGGCCAUUUUGGGGUGGGGCCCAAGGUGGGUGGUGGGGCCUGUGACUCUGUUUGCCCCUGACGGCCAUCUUGGAAAAGGGCAGCACUGUGCCGCUGCCAUCCUGACGUUGCUCCCCCAGGGCCAUGUUGGGGGAUUUUUAACCUGGUUUUGGGGCCAAUUCUCACCCAAUAAAAUUAAAUAAUGUAAAAAAA
Molecule: messenger RNA, 6825 nt
Organism: Columba livia (rock pigeon)
Lineage: Eukaryota; Metazoa; Chordata; Aves; Columbiformes; Columbidae
Product: caskin-1-like
Exons: 4
Coding region: 1-1185 (394 amino acids)
Source: RefSeq, a predicted model, not a curated record